GGCGGGAGGCAGACGGCAGCGCCAUGGCCAAGUGGGGCCAGGGGGACCCGCGCUGGAUCGUGGAGGAGCGAGCGGACGCCACCAACGUGAACAACUGGCACUGGACGGAGCGGGACGCGACCAGCUGGUCAAAAAGCAAACUGGAGCAGCUGCUGGUGGGGAUCGUGGUGGGUAAUGAGGCGGGCAGCUGUGAAAUAAGCGACCUGAAGCAAUUGGAAGGCGAAGCCUCCUGCAACAGCCGGAAAGGGAAACUGAUUUUCUUCUAUGAAUGGAACAUAAAACUUAGCUGGAAAGGUACAAUGAAAGAAUCUGGUGAGAAACAUGAGGGAUCUGUUGAAAUUCCUAACCUGUCAGAAGAAAAUGAGGUGGAUGAUACAGAGAUAAGUGUAAGCAAAAAGAAAGGAGAUGGAGAUGUGCUAAAGGAUCUUAUGAGAACAGAAGGAACUUCAAAAGUCAGGGAGGCUCUCAGAGAUUAUCUGAAAGUUCUUAAAACAGAGUUUACUCUGGGAAUGAUCCUACCAACCAAAACUUCAGCUGGUCCGGAACUGGCGGUUAAAAAAAAAUUGAGUGAGAAUAAUGUGCAGGAUUCUGUUAUACCAAUUUCUUUGGAUACAGUUGGUGUAAAGAUUCCAACAGUAAAGAUACUUCUGAAAGAGAUGUUUGACUCUCCGGUAGAGGAACUUUAUAGCAUCUUCAUAACUAAGGAGUUGGUACAAAAAUUUUCUAAAAGUCGUGCUGUGAUCGAAGCCAAAAGAGGAGGAAAACUUCAAAUGUUUGAUGGUUGUAUUACUGGUGAAUACAUAGAACUGUUACCCAGCCAAAGGAUUGUCAUGAAAUGGAGAUGCAGGAACUGGCCUCAUGAAUAUUAUGCAACAGUUGCUUUGAAUUUCAAGGAUCAGGCAACUCAAACUGAAUUACAGUUAGAGUGCAAAGGUGUCCCUGUCUGUAAUGAAGACAGUACAAGACAGUGUUGGCAGAAGCAGCAUUUUGAAGAAAUACGUGUUUUACUGCAGCAGACCAAAGUAAAUGCUGAAUGAUGAUAGCACUGUAGUUAGUUUUAUUAGUGCAUUACUUUUAUAUAUAAAUAAGUUUGUCUCCCUCUUUUGUCCCCCCCCCUUUUUUUUAAGAAAAUUAAUUUAUUUAUGGGGGAUGAAUAAACAUCCACUUCUGUGAUACUGUAUAUAAUUUAAGUGCUAUUUAUGGAUCUUCAGUGAAUGAAAUGGCCUCUUCCGUAAGUGAGAUUAUGUAUUUAGACACCUUCAGUUUGAGAACUGAUCACUGUUUUAUUAUCUAUAACUUAAAUUUGGAAACUGUUAGUGUGACUCAACUGCUAUAGACUUCAUGGUAUUACAUCAUACUGAGAAGCUCAUUUAGUAGAGACGAGCUACUAAGUAGGCCUCGUCCAGGUCUAAGUUAGAGCAAAGAAGUGACACAUGCAUUGUUUAGUAAGAAUCCAUUCGUGGUGGGUAGAAUGUCUGUGUUUAAAUGCACUGCUGAUUAAAAGGUGAAUUGAAAGUCUUAAAAAAAAACCAAAAACCCAUAGUCUGAUUCUGUAAAAUCAAAUGAUGAGUGAGUUAUACAGCCACUUAAAGUAAAGCACUUAAUCUCAAACCAUAGAAAAACAAGAUGCAGGCUUCUUAUAUUUUCAAACAGCACAGCUACACAUUUGAAAGACUCAGUCACCUAAGGCAAAGAUUUAGGUCUGGAGGAUUAACAAAAUUAGAACAACCCUUGUUGACUGGGAGAUGCCAUUAUUUUGGUCUAUUUUUCUAAACUCCUCUCUUCAUCUUCUCUCUGUUAAUGGUACCUGUGAUGGGAGUUGCUGCUCUGGCAGAGAUGCCAGGAAGGCUGUAAGAGAAGUAAUUUAAUUUUGUAUUUCAACAAUUUCCAUAUUUAUUUAAAGAGCCAUUUUCACUUGGACUGUUUUCUUCUCUUGGAAUUCUGAAAAUACGUUUUUAACUUAGACCCUUUCAGUUCACCUUAAUGAACGAUUCCACCCAUGGGCAUAUAAUGAAAGCAAAGCAAAUAAAACCCCAACUAUUUGACACCAAUGCACCAUAAGGGUUAACCAUGAUGGGUUAAUAUUGACGAUAUAACAAUUUAGCAAGAAUGGGGCAGAAUUCUUAAACGCAUUUAGUAAUUUUGUAAACAAUUGGAAUAAAAAAUAACUUACCUGUGCAAUACUGAACUUAAGGCAAAAUUGACUAAGAAAAAUCAUGACAGAGGUGACUCAGACUGCAUUUUAAUCAAAUGCACAGAAUAGCGAUCAGUCAUCUUAAUAAAGAAAAUUUUACAGUGAGUGAGAUUUGUUUCCUCUCACAUACACUAUUCAAUAAACCACCACAUGCAUAUGACCCCCCACGCUUAAAAGAUUAUUUAGAGAAUCAAGUUUCCGAGCAUGUAGUUUUAUUGUGAUAAGACUAAGACCACACAAACUACAAACUUGCAUAGGACACCAUAUCACAUUUUCAUUGUGUGUAAGUUUAAAUGACAUACAGGACAAAAUGACAUACUUUUCUCUGCUCCCCCCCCCCCCCCCCACACACACAAUAGAGUUCUGCCUGUCUAAUAAGUAAGAGUGUGACUCUUCUCUAGCCAAAAUAACAGUUUGUGGGUGAUUUAUGGAGAAAAUCUGCUCAGUUUACAACUAACGUGAUAGUUUCACUGAUUUCCAGCCCUGCCACCUGAAGCUGGAAUCUGAAAGGCAAACUGUGGUCCUCCUCAUUCAUACACAUAGGUGCGGGAACUACGGGUACUGCCACACCCCCUGACUUGAAGUGGUUUCCAUUAUAUAUGGGGUUUACAGUUUAGUGGGGGUGCUGAGAGCCAUUGAACCAUACAAAUUGUUCCAGCAGCCCUGUUCAUGCAUUACCAACAAUAAAGAUUCUGCCAUUAGAAUUUAGGCUUCAAUCCUGUUAGCUGAUUGAGGGUUGUAGGUGGACGCCCUCCCAUCUACACAGAGUGCCAUUGAAGGAAAUAAGGGAGUCACUGUAGGCACAGGGGUCUUUUCUGUAGAGUCAUGUUUGAUUUGGGCCCUAGUUAAUACUGGAUACAUGAACCAAAAAAGAAUUCAGCUCAUCCCUAUAGUUGUGUUGGUUCUGCAGUGUUGAGAAGAGUUCAGAUAAGUUUUUAUUUAAUAAAGGCAACUGAUGAGAGUCCAGAGAUAUAAAGGGAGAAGCUUGUUGGCAUAAGCAGGUGCCACAAGUUGAGCAGGGGAGAAGGACAGCAGUGUUGUGAUGAGAGGGGAAAGUAGAGAACUCCACUUUUAUUCAGAAUGGUAGCCAUGGUAGUCUGUAUCCGCAAAAAGAACAAGGAGUAUGUGUGGCACCUUAGAAACUAACAAAUUUAUUUGGGCAUAAG
Molecule: messenger RNA, 3360 nt
Organism: Trachemys scripta elegans
Lineage: Eukaryota; Metazoa; Chordata; Testudines; Emydidae
Product: activator of 90 kDa heat shock protein ATPase homolog 2-like
Exons: 9
Coding region: 24-1037 (337 amino acids)
Biological process (GO): protein folding; positive regulation of ATP-dependent activity
Cellular component (GO): cytosol
Molecular function (GO): protein-folding chaperone binding; ATPase activator activity
Source: RefSeq, a predicted model, not a curated record